AUGGGAAGGUCCUACUGGCAGAAACGCGACCUCGACGUCCUCAAUCUCCGCCUGGAGGAAUGGCGGAAGCUUCCGGAGGAUGGCGAGCAGCGAGGGGAGAUUGUCGCCGAGGCCGUUGACAAGCUAGGGAAGAUCAGGGGGUACCCCCUUGACAAUGUAAUGCGAGAGGAAGUUGGGCAGUGGUUCGCUAACCACGAGACCGACACGGAGGAUAAGGAGCCGGUGAGGAAGGACCUCAUCAAGCUCGGCAAGGACCUCUCAUGGCGCACGGUCUGUGCCCAAGCUCAUGAGCAGGAGCUGGAAGAGCUGAUAAAGAAGCAUGGGAACGGGAGGGAGAAGGACACAAAGCUGUAUCCGUCCAUCUACCAGACUGCGCUGAAGGAGCUCUGCGACGGAAUUCGCCCCCUCGACGAGGCGAAGUACCGGAAGACCGCCGCCGAGUACAACGCCACCGUGUGGCCGAGGGAGUACCAGUACAAGCACCUCGCUAGGCACGGCAACGGGAUGGUGUCCGAGUUCGUUCAGCUGAUGUGGAGGAAGUGUGGGGUGAGGGUGUUUGUGCUCGGGGCGUACUUGAGAGAGGACGGACAGACGGGGAACAUGCACGGACCAGGCACCGAGCCACCAAAUUUUAUCCAGGUCUUCAAAGAUUUCCGGCGGGGCAACACGUACGAGAUGUGGAAGAAGUACGCCGAGGACGCAUUCAACGCCAACGGGUUUGAAGGCGAGGAGAGUAUCGUCCCAUCGAAACUGAUCGACCGCAUCGAGUGGAAGUUCGACGAUGACGGGUAUCCCAUCCUGCCGCCGGCCGAUCACGAGUGCUUCAAAAAGACCGAUCACAAGCGUAUGUUCCUGACUCAUUACACCCGGCGCGAGAACAUCAGGGUGCCGUGGCAGUCCCUGUCGGAAAAGUCGGAGGAGUUCUUCGAGGACGGCUAUCUGCCGGCCGGCGUUGUUCUCAGCGACCCGAACAAGAUCCGCGCUGGGGACCUCGAUGCGGUCCUUCGUCACUGGCGUGUGAGGCAGGAUGCCGACGACGGAGAACCUGUGCUCCGCUUCAAGGCUUGGAGGAACGCGGCGAAACAGAUCGUGGAGGUCGAGGACGAGGAGGAAAGGGUGAGCUCACCAUCUCCGGCGCCCGAGCCUAAGCGGAAGCCCCAACCUAAGCCGAGACGCCGCCGUGCUUCCCCGGCCGCCCGACGUGCCUCUCGCCGAGCCAAGUCAGACACGCCGGUGGACUCCUCAGACGACCAGGAGGCCUCGAGUGUGGACUCUGAUGCUGUGGGCCAUGGGUCGUUGUUCGAACCCGCAAAGGACCUCGAUGGUGCCUCCAGUGACGAGGAGAGCCAUGACGAGGACUCUGAUCACGCCCCCGAGGAGGUCGUGGUGGCCCGACCGAGCAAGGGCAAGGGCCGGGCGGUGAUCGCUGCCUCCAGUGACGAGGACGACGAGGAGGCUGUCCCGAUGCAGACGAAGACGAAGGAAGGCCGAGGAGGAGGUCCAUCUAAGGGGGCUCAGAAGAAAGGUGGACAGUCGGUGGGUGGAAAGAGUGCAGGGGGCGGGGCAGGGAAGACCAGCAAGGGGAAGGAUAGCACGAGAUCCACACAGUCGGCCGGCGCAUCACGCAACCAGGCCGCCGGUGACCAGCCGGUGGUUAGCACAGGGUCGGCCGGGCAGUCGGCCAAGCCAAAGUCUGGCGGUCGUGUGUCCAAGAAGAACCGUGACACCGUGGCCGAGGGUAACGACGAAGACGCCGGUGAAGAGGGCGAUGUCCCGGUGCAAGCUCCGGCCCCCGCAAAAGCACCGAAGCCAGCCACGGCGAAGAAGUCUACCACGGCCCGCCCAAAGCAGUCAACCAAGAGUGACAGCGACGCCGAGGAUAACGAGGAAGCUGAUUCGCCAGCUGCCGGCCCGCCGAAGAAGAACACCGCCGGCGCCGAGCCGAGCGGUAGCAAGCCCGGCCCACGCAUUCAGAAGGGCAGUCCGGCGAAGGUCGCCUCGGAUGUGGAUGCCCGGCGCAAGUUCUUGCAGGUUCUCUGUGGCGACGACGAGAUUGGCAAGAUGGUGAAGGCUGCUCUGAAGCUUUGGGAGUGGGCCAGCUGGUCGUACCGCCGAGCAACGUGCCCCUCCUCCAUCCACAACGACAAGAAGGAACUGACACAGUUCCGCCGAUGGCUCACAACGAUGGAAUCGUCCCUCGGCGAGAAUGUCAUGGCGCGCGAUGAUGGUCUGCUGGUAACACUGGCUGUGGGUAUGCUGAUCCACGACAUCGAGAGCAAGGACGUCGCCCCGAGCUUGAACCACGGAGUCCCGCAGUAUGUGCUCGAUUCCCACUUGGAUGCUGCAGUUGCCGCGGACCUCGUCAAGCGUUGCAAGAAGAUUCGGGCUCGCUGGGAGGCAGGAUCCGCCACUGGUUCCAAGCGGCCCUCCGCUGCGGUCGAUGACGAAGAGCUCGGGACUGGGAAGCGGACGAAGAAGCCCCGCACCGAGCCUGGGCCGCCGGCCGGUCAUCCAAGCCCUCAGGCAGCAAGGCUCCGGUUAAGCGUGGCUCUCGGGGGAAGAAGUAGACAUGCAGCCAACAUGACAGGCACCGGCCGGCGGUCACUCGGGCCGAGACUUUUCACAAACUCUCGGCCCGACGAUUUCACCGAACUCUCGGGCCGAGCGCGAUGCAAACUCUCGGUGGUCACAAUUGCAGCCAAAAUGACAAGCACCGCCCGGCGGUCACUCGGGCCGAGACUUUUGACAAACUCUCGGCCCGACGAUUUCGCCGAACCCUCGGGCCGAGCACGAUGCAAACCUUCGGCGGUCACAAUGUAA
Fomitopsis serialis is the source of this 2820-nucleotide messenger RNA. RefSeq lists its product as uncharacterized. The transcript has 10 exons. NCBI's taxonomy places the organism in Eukaryota, Fungi, Basidiomycota, Agaricomycetes, Polyporales, Fomitopsidaceae. Bases 1 to 2820 code for a protein of 939 amino acids. The record is from RefSeq and is a predicted model, not a curated record.